AUGAACACAAUAUUGAAAGCAGCUGUAAAGAAAGUGCAGAAAAUGCAACGAAAGUUGGCAAAACAGAACAAGAAGGAAAUAAACAAGAUCAAAAAGGAGACUAUGAAAAAACAGUUUUUAGAGGUUUCUCCACACCAAAGGAUUGCAGAUGCAAGAAAAGAAUUGCAACAGCAAAAGAAAAAGAUACAAAAAGCUUUAGCAAAACUUGAGACAAUUGGCAAAGCACAAUUGUUAACGUUAAAUAACACAGUUGAAACUAUUAUGAAUGAGAAAGGUGGACAUGUUGAUGCCAAUUUAAAAAGAAAAAUGUCCAGAAUCAAAGAAGCAGUAAGAAAAACGUUGGAUUCUAUAGAAACCACAAAAAACAAAGACCACAAAGAGAUGGCUAACAUAAGGAAAAAAUUUGGUGAAUUUCUGAAUGAGGUGAAGGACAUUGAAAAGAAAAGACAGAAUGAAAACAUAAAUAUCGUGAGGAUGGGAGAAAAGAAGAGACUUCAGAAAGUUAAUAAAGUAUUGGCAGCAACUGCUAAGAAAGUAGAAAAAAUGCAACAGAAGAUUGCAGAAAGGGAUCAAAAGCAACUGGACAAUCUGAAAAAAGAGUCAAAGAAGAUCAAAGACAAGACAGUUAAAGCCAUCACUUUUCAACAGAUGAGAGAAAAAGCGAAAAACAAGGCAUUGAAGGAAAGAAGUAAGCAACUAGAGAAGCAACUUAAAAUUCUGGGAAAAAAGAUAGAACAGAGAAAUAAAGUUUCACAACAAAAAGAAAAGGAAGCAAACAAAAAGUUGCAGAAAACAAAAGAACAGCUCUCAAAAAUUUCAGCACAAAAAUCUCAGUCAGUUAAGGAAAAUCAAAGGAAGAUAAAGGAGGAAGCAAGACUGAAAACAAAAAUAGACAAAUUGAAAAGGAAGACAAAGAAAAUCGCAGAAGAAUCGCAAAAGAGAAAUGAACUACUUAACAGAAAGAUGAACAAAGUGAAAGAUAAGCUUAAACUGAUUUCUGACCUAAAAGGUGAAUUAGCCAGGAAAAUUAUUCCAGACCACGGGAAAGGAAGAAAACUUCCAUCAAGUACUAUAACUAUGCCACUUCAUAAGAACUGUUCUAUGAACAUAAUGCCAAAGAUUUUAUCACAAACUUUUGUUAUAACCAUGCAGGCACAGAGAGUAAAGGGAAAGAAAUCUAAGAUCAAAGUGACCCCAGAUCGUGGUAAAAUCAAGAAACUUACAGCAGGAGCAGUGAAAGUCACUUUUCCAAAGAAAUUAGUUGAAAAGCUGAAGAUGAUAAGUGACAAGUACAAAGAUGUAAAAGAAAAGGCACUGAAAAUGAAGGAAAAGCUUAAGGAAAAACUACAGGAGAAGAAAUAUAUCUCGUCCUUACCAACAAAAACGACUAAGGAGAAGAAAACUGUAAAGAAGCUCAAGAAGAAGCUAGAAAGAAAAAUAGAGAGAAUUAGAAAGAUCUGCAGAAUAACUAGAAAGGAAUUAAGAAGAAUUCGAGAAAGGAGGAGAAAAUUGCUAGAAGAGAUGUACAAGAGGAGGGAACGCGGAGGAAAGAUAAGCGAAGUAAGUAAGAGUUGA
Saccostrea echinata is the source of this 1575-nucleotide messenger RNA. RefSeq names its product calponin homology domain-containing protein DDB_G0272472-like. The transcript is spliced from 18 exons. The record is from RefSeq and is a predicted model, not a curated record. Bases 1 to 1575 code for a protein of 524 amino acids. NCBI's taxonomy places the organism in Eukaryota, Metazoa, Mollusca, Bivalvia, Ostreida, Ostreidae.